Messenger RNA from Sardina pilchardus (European sardine), 3304 nucleotides. RefSeq names its product endoribonuclease ZC3H12A-like. Gene Ontology annotation, molecular function: RNA endonuclease activity; mRNA binding; metal ion binding. Gene Ontology annotation, cellular component: cytoplasmic ribonucleoprotein granule; nucleus. NCBI's taxonomy places the organism in Eukaryota, Metazoa, Chordata, Actinopteri, Clupeiformes, Clupeidae. The record is from RefSeq and is a predicted model, not a curated record. The transcript is spliced from 6 exons. The coding region runs from base 869 to 2800 and encodes 643 amino acids.
UCUGCAUAGACCGGCUUCUUUCUUUCCUGUAUACUGUAUAUAGUGAACGUUCUGUCUUUCUCCUUCUUUCUCCCUCCCUUCACUCCCUCGUUCUUUCUUUCUUUCUCUCUAGUGCUUCCUUGCCGGUACAGCUUGAAAGAGAGAGAGAAAAAAAAUAAACGCAGCUACUUCCUCGUUUGGGGAGAUAACAGUGGAGUGGCGCUGAAGAGAGCUCAGUGUGUGUGUGUGUGUGAACGAGGGACGAGGCUACACCAGCCAGACAAGCCUGCACAGGCAACCACGGGGAGUGCAGCUAUAUGAACACACAGUGCUGAGCCUUCACUUGACUUUGAGAAGACGUAUUGACAACAUCCCGCUACCCUUCCUCGUCCUGCUCUACCUCCUCCUCUUCCUCCACCCACACAAGCAGCACCCCCCACCCCUCCGAAAAGCACCCCCGCAACCCUUGCUCCCCCGAGACCACAGACUCACCGGGCCUCCGUCAACUGUUCCAAAACUGACAGCGCGGUCAUGGAAACAGUCAUGAGUUAGAGGAGGGGGGCGGACAACCCCAGAGGAUUCCCCAGCGAGAGAGAGAGUGAGGGGCAGAGAAAGACUGAAAGAGAGAGACACUGAGUGGAGGCAAAAGCUGCUGUCACAGAAGCCACAUUCACAUCAGAGAAGAGGAGCUGCCAGCCGGUCCACCCAUGGACCAGUGACCCUCUCCUACAGGACUGCUAUAGAGUGACCACAACUCAGGUACACUGCACACACGUAAACACACACACACACACACACACACAUAGUGUGUGAGACUGUAACUGAGACAAAACAUCCUGCUCGAGAAGACACAGACACACACACACAGAGACACACAGACACACAAAGCAUGCAGACUGCCAUGGACAGACAGCAAAGCAAAGUGGAGCGCUUUCUAAAGCUGGGCUACUCCCACGCCGACAUCGUGAGGGUGCUGCACAGCCUACGGCAGGAUGCCCAAACCAACGACAUCCUGGAGGAGCUCAUCAAGACAUGCCCCAAGAGCAACAGCACCAGCCACGCGUAUGGCAACGGCACCACCACCACCAACGGGCACACCAACGGCGCCAACGGGCUGCCCACGGGCACAGGCAAGACCUCCAGAGCUUCCAGCAGCAGCCCCCAGUUAGUAGCCAGAGGGUGCAGCCCACCUCGGACUGUGUCACCAGCACGGAGCCCCACGCCAACGGACCGGAACCAUGCCAGCAACUUCAGGCCGGUGGUCAUCGACGGAAGCAACGUGGCCAUGAGCCAUGGAAACAAACAGGUGUUUUCAUGCCGCGGAGUGCAGUUGGCCGUGAAGUGGUUUUGGGAUCGAGGCAUGCGGGACAUUACUGUGUUCGUGCCGCUGUGGAGGAAGGAACAGCCGCGACCUGAGACACCUAUUACAAAUCAACAAAUCUUAACUGAGCUGGAAAGGAAAAAGAUCCUGGUGUUCACGCCAUCACGCUGUGUGAAGGGCAAGCGGAUCGUGUGCUAUGAUGACCGCUACAUUGUCAACCUGGCCUACGAAUCAGACGGCAUCAUUGUGUCCAACGAUAAUUACAGAGAUCUGCAGAUUGAAAAGCCACAGUGGAAACAGUUCAUUGAGGAGCGCCUGCUGAUGUACACGUUUGCCAAUGACACGUUCAUGCCUCCUGAGGAUCCGCUUGGAAGGAAUGGUCCCACUCUUGACAACUUCUUAAGGAAAAGACCAACAGUUCCUGAGAACAAGCAACAGCCUUGUCCAUAUGGGAAGAAAUGCACCUAUGGGGUGAAGUGCAAGUACUACCACCCAGAGCGCGCCGACCAAUCACAGCUGUCGGUGGCGGACGAGCUGAGGGCGAAGAGCAAGUCGGCCAUCGAGCACGAACAGGCGCUGCACCAGCCCUACGUCAACGCCACCUCGACCCUCCACCCUUACGCGUCGUCCCUCGGCGACGCGGGGCUGGCCGGCUACUCCCACAACGGCUACUUUCCCGGCGCGGUGCCUUGCAUGGGUCAGGAGGACCGACACUCCCCGGUGCUGCGGUCCAACAGCCCCCGAGGUGGCGGAAGCCCCGCCCACAUGCGCAGCUCGAUACCCCCCUACGGCCUCAGCGCCGACAGUGACCACGGCUUCUGCUCUCUGGAGAAGUCCAUGCCGAGGCUGUCCAUCCAGGAGCUGCCGCAACAUCAUCACCAUCACCACAACCACAACCACCACCAGCAGCAGCAGCAGCAGCAGCAGUCCGACGGCCAGCACCCGUGGUCUCAGGGCUUCAGCAGCGGAGACUUCUACUCCUCCAGCGGUAUGAGGAUGACCCCCGAGCACCACGAUCCUUAUCACCACAGCAGCGGUCAGGGCGUCCGCGCGCACGAGUGUUGCCACGGCUCCGUGAUGGCGCCGCCGCCUCAAGCGCACCAGUGCUGCUACGCUCCCGCGAUGCCUCAGUCUCACGGGACGAGCGCGGCCCACGGUCACCUGGAAGCGCCGUUCGGUUAUGGUCAGUGUUCGUAUCAAGGGCAUCCGCACGGCCUCUACAGCACACGGCCCCACAGCCACGGGGCUCUGCAAGUGCACACGGAGGAACCACAACACAAGAAGCUCUACAGCUCACUGCCUUCGUCUGACCCCACUCGAGUUCGAGAGGCGGUAGCGGCGAGCGGAGACGCCAACUGUGAAAGAAGGAACGCGAUCAGGUCACAACUGACCACUAUGUACCCGCUGAGCUUAGUUGACCACGUCAUGAGCCUCUACCCACAAACCCAGGACACGGUCAAACUAAUCGAAUUGAUCCGCAGAUACAAAACCAGCUUCUAACAUUUUUUUUUCAAACUUCUUUCCCUCUUUCACAUAUAGACUCUCAGACUCUCAGGUUUAUCUACGUGCUGUUUACAAUUUCCAAACUGCCCUUAAAGUGCUCUUACGGACUACUGACCUUUGAACUCACUCUUGUUUCCAAUUACAAUUUUUUUUAAAACGUGUUUUUUUUUUUCUCUAUGUAGACCGUCUGCACGGAAUGUGUUUUCAUUGUGAAUGUGCCAUGCACUACUCUAUGUGAAAAAUGAAACUCUUGAUCCAAGCUAGCUCCUAAUGGAAGGCUGGGUGAAGAAGAUCCUGUCUUGCUUCAGGAAAAGGAGCAGCUAGGGCAGUAAACCCUGUCAUGUAUAUAAAAGCAUUAACAAACUGCCAUGUCAAAGCAACAAAGUUGUUGUUUUUAGUUCUGUAGCCCCGAUGUGGGGAAUGAGCCCAAAUAUAAAAUUAUUGUUGUGGAAUAUGAAAUUCACUGACAAUAAACACGUAGGUGUUGAGAUAUACCUCUAA